This is a messenger RNA of Selaginella moellendorffii, 3790 nucleotides long. Its product is annotated as protein STICHEL-like 2. NCBI's taxonomy places the organism in Eukaryota, Viridiplantae, Streptophyta, Lycopodiopsida, Selaginellales, Selaginellaceae. Gene Ontology annotation, biological process: DNA repair; DNA-templated DNA replication. Bases 326 to 3667 code for a protein of 1113 amino acids. The transcript has 9 exons. Gene Ontology annotation, molecular function: DNA clamp loader activity; ATP binding; DNA-directed DNA polymerase activity. Gene Ontology annotation, cellular component: nucleus; DNA polymerase III complex; DNA replication factor C complex. The record is from RefSeq and is a predicted model, not a curated record.
GAGGACACGUUUGUACGGUGUUCUUGGCUCCCUCUCACCUCAGCUAGCGGCUUGAAUGCCGGCACACAGGCGCCAGCUCCAUCCCGAUGGCGCUGCCCUUGAUCGAGCGAUAUUACGAGAGGUUUUCAGGGACCGUCGGCGUUGCAAAUCCACAUUUCCGCGGAGCUGUGGAUUUCGCUAUCGCGCUCGUGAAAUGUGAGUGAUCGAUGCCGUGCUUCUCGAAGGCGGGGUAGAUCGGCGCUGCGCGCACGGUAGUUCUGGGAUCCUGGCAGGGCUCUGCGCCAGGGGAAGUGAAUCUUCGUUGGGAUAUCGGAGCCAGAGGAGCAUGGGAAGCGAGUACCAUCAAUCGUAUCAGCAAGGCGGUGUACACAACUCCUCGAAGGCCAAGUCACAGUUUCAAAGGCAGCCCCAGCAGAGAGUGGGAGCUCCGGAUCCUCUACUCAGAGAGUUGUCCGCUCUAAGUCGGGCGCCAUCGCUGAGGGAUCCAUCUACGAGCUCCGUUUGGAAGUCGGGCUUGCCUCCUCAACACAACAGCACCAACAAUAGGCUAGACAAGGAGCUCCCUGCUCGUCUUCGUGGACGAGAAGCCAAAGUUGCGAAAGCGCCAGCAAGUUUUCAAGGGGAAACUGUGGAUCAAGACGGCUACGGAGAGGAGAUUGAGCAGGAUCAACUUAGAACGGAAUGGCAGGACAAAGUCGUCAACUGGAUAGAUGGUGGUCUUCGGGAAGGUGAGCGAAAGCAGGCGCUUCUUCGGAGCAUCAGCGAGAUACUGAAUCAAAAGAUGGAUGCUCCGGAUAGUAGCUCCAGCGCCAACACAAAGCUGCGGAAAAUUGGAUCCCUGGAGCACCAGAGGCCUCCGCAAAACUUGAGAAGGAACAGGCACCAGAAGGAAGGUGGCAGCAGAAGAGGCGGAAGAAUUGCGUGGAGGGAGCAAGAGGAGGAAGGGUAUGAACUGGAGAAAGCAUUGGCCGUGACAAGGCACGAAGCGGAUCCAGGCUACGAUUACGAGGAGUCCGACAGUUCUUCCGACGACGAAACAGACGGCUUAGUUUCUCACUUGCACUCUCCGUUACUCGCCAUGCAGAAAGAGCGGAGGGUGAGACGCCACAGAAAGCUAGCGACGGGAGACCUGGGAUGUGCAAACUUUGGCUUUUCUAUGGGUUCCCAUCCAUACAAGAAGUUCCUGCCACGAAAGGGCCAUGAAGCCGAUGCUUACGACGGGACUGAAAGCAGUCACGGGUGCGGCCUCCCAUGGUCUUACUGGCCAAGGCACAAAGGAAAGAACCUCCUCGAAGUAGCUGGGAAAAGUCUCUCCUGCUAUCCGGACAUUCCAAGGAGGAAGAUCACGGGUCAAGAGAUGAUCCCGGCUCCUGGGAGCAUACCUGUUUCUGCAAACACAGACAGUGCUGCUGCUAUCUCGAACCUGUCACUUUUAGCUGGUAGUUUGGAGAAGGAUUUGGACAGGCUCUCGAAUGGGAAAAGGCACAGGAGCUUGAGCCAGAAGUACCGUCCCAAGACCUUCAGGGAUAUAGUUGGACAGAACAUGUUGGUGCAAGCUCUUGGCAAUGCCGUGACCAGGGGGAGGAUAGCACCGGUAUAUUUGUUCCAUGGGCCUCGUGGAACUGGAAAGACUUCGGCUGCUAAAAUCUUGGCGGCGGCAUUGAACUGCGUCUCUGUGGAAGAUACUCGGCCCUGUGGAGUCUGCAGAGAGUGCUUGCUUCUCUGCCUGGGGAAAAGCGGAGACGUGAAAGAAGUGGACGUUGCAAGUCACGACUCAACAAGUCUAAUGAAGAAGCUGCUAAUGGACGCUGUGGUUGGGCCGUCAUCAGGUCGUUACAAAGUUUUCAUCAUUGACGAGUGCCACACACUCACAGCAGAGGGGUGGAACGUGUUUCUGAAAUGCCUCGAAGAACCCCCAGAGCACGCGGUUUUCAUUCUCACCACGACUGACACCGAGCAGUUGCCACAUCCGGCGUCAACAAGGUGUCAAAAGUUCCAUUUUCCCAAGAUCAAGGACUCGGACGUGGUGAGCAGGUUGCAGGCUCUCGCUGCAAAGGAAAACUUGGAGGUGGAGAAAGAUGCGCUCGACCUCAUCGCGGCAAGGUCUGGUGGUUCGCUCAGGGAUGCUGAAACAACACUGGAUCAACUUAGUCUCGUGGGACAGAAGAUCACUCUAGAAGUGGUGCAAGAGCUUGUUGGGCUGGUGUCCAAUGCAAAGCUGGCGGAUUUGCUGGACAUGGCUCUCACUGGGGACACACUGAACACUGUCAAGUGCAUUAGAGAGUUCAUGGACGCAGGUGUUGAGCCACUAGCUCUCAUGUCCCAGAUCGCCACCCUGAUAACGGACAUCCUAGCAGGUGGAUACAUGCCAGCAAGCGACAAGGGAUUUUUUCAUAAGCACGCAUUGUCUAAAGAUCAGCUGGAGAAGCUGCGACAUGCUCUCAAAACGCUGUCGGAAUCUGAGAAGCAAAUACGAUCUUCUCAAGAUCAGACAACAUGGCUGACGGCCGCUUUACUACAGUUUGCUCCUGAUCCUCACUCUGGAUUUCCUGGGUCCUCUGGUAGAACAAGCAAUACACCCAGCAUAUUAGCAGCUAAUGACACGAGCGAGAAGGAGACAAUAGAGUGGGAACCUCCGCUAACAAAAGAGUCCUGGGAUGACGUAGAACAUCAGCACCAAGCUGUUCUCUCUGGACACCUGAAUUCCCUUCAGAUUGACGCAGAGAACAACUUAAAGCACCAAGCUGUUCUCUCUGGACACCUGAAUUCCCUUCAGAUUGACGCAGAGAACAACUUAAAGCACCAAGCUGUUCUCUCUGGACACCUGAAUUCCCUUCAGAUUGACGCUGAGAACAACUUAAAUGGUCAGGACACCACAGCACAACAACCAUCGGCACUUGGAGAAGGUGACAGGGUUGCGCUCGAGCGUCAGCAAAAGCUACUGGACACUUGGAUACGGGUUCUGGAAGUCAGCCAGUCUAGCAUUCUCAAGCAGCUUCUUUGGAACCACAGUAGACUGUCGUCAAUAUCAAUUGAAGGAGGUCGUGCAGUAGCACAUUUGGAAUUUCUACAGGCUGACCACAGAACAAGCGCCGAGAGGUCAAAAACCAGCAUCUCUCACGCGUUUCAACUAGUUCUCGGCUUUCCGGUAGAGAUUCGCCUCCACCUCUCUGGAGACGAAGAUACCAAGUCCAAAAGCCACGAGCAGAAACUCUUGCCCGUUUCGGCGGAGUUUAAAGUUCCGGCCUCGCCUGCAAAGUCAUCCGUACCGCAAGCCGAGUAUCUCAACUCUCGGUCAUUUCCCGUCUUCAUCGGGAACGUCAAGCGCGAGGGCGACGAGUUCCCGAAAGGCUCGUGGGACUUUGAAGACUUUUCGCACAGAAAGUCUGGCAGCUCCGAGAACCACUCGGAGAACGAUGGCACCAAAGGUUGGGGACUGCGUCAACAAGGCAGACAAAUGCUCCAGAUUCAAGGCAGACGGUUCAAGCUCAAGACGGUGCGAAACUUUAGCACGGAUCUUUGCUCGGAAGCGGGGCAGCACGUCGAGUCCAAGAACCAGAAACCAAGUGCUCGGCAAAAGCAAGGUGCCAGUCUACUCUGCUGGAAGACAAACAAAGUGGAUGAAGACGACGAAGAAGAAGCCGAGCAAGAGGCCGCGCGACCAUAAGUUACGAGUAGGUAAGCAAAUGAAUAGUAUAAUAUCAAUGGUGUUAUUCGCCAGGAAAGUAUGAGCACGACUGUGUUUAUUUACUCGGAGAUGGCAACAAAACUAUUGCGAGAAGUAAGCUUA